Jaculus jaculus (lesser Egyptian jerboa) is the source of this 2029-nucleotide messenger RNA. RefSeq names its product inhibitor of growth family member 3 (gene Ing3). Lineage: Eukaryota; Metazoa; Chordata; Mammalia; Rodentia; Dipodidae. Bases 116 to 1372 code for a protein of 418 amino acids. The transcript is spliced from 12 exons. Gene Ontology annotation, biological process: regulation of DNA-templated transcription. The record is from RefSeq and is a predicted model, not a curated record. Gene Ontology annotation, cellular component: NuA4 histone acetyltransferase complex.
GUCGAGCGGGCGCUGCUAGCGGAGGCGCCAUAUUGGAAGGGACAAAACUCCGGCGACAGCGAGUGACACAAAUAAACCCCUGGACCCCUUCGUCCCCCCAGCUGUAAGGGCCGCGAUGUUGUACCUAGAGGACUAUUUGGAAAUGAUUGAGCAGCUUCCGAUGGACCUGCGGGACCGCUUCACGGAGAUGCGCGAGAUGGAUCUGCAGGUGCAGAAUGCAAUGGACCAGCUAGAACAGAGAGUCAGUGAGUUCUUCAUGAAUGCAAAGAAAAAUAAACCUGAGUGGAGAGAAGAACAGAUGGCAUCCAUCAAAAAAGACUAUUAUAAGGCUUUGGAAGAUGCAGAUGAGAAGGUGCAGUUGGCAAACCAGAUAUAUGACUUGGUAGAUCGUCACUUGAGAAAGCUGGAUCAAGAACUGGCUAAAUUUAAAAUGGAGCUGGAAGCUGAUAAUGCUGGAAUUACAGAAAUACUAGAGAGACGAUCUUUGGAAUUGGAUACUCCUUCACAGCCAGUGAACAAUCACCAUGCUCAUUCACAUACUCCAGUAGAAAAAAGGAAAUAUAAUCCAACUUCUCACCAUACGACAACAGAUCAUAUUCCUGAAAAGAAGUUUAAAUCCGAAGCUCUUCUGUCUACCCUUACAUCAGAUGCUUCUAAGGAAAACACACUGGGUUGUCGAAACAAUAACUCCACAGCUUCCUCCAACAGUGCAUACAACGUGAAUUCCUCCCAACCUCUGGCAUCCUAUAACAUUGGCUCAUUAUCUUCAGGGACGGGCGCAGGGGCAAUUACCAUGGCAGCUGCUCAAGCAGUUCAAGCCACAGCACAGAUGAAAGAAGGACGUCGAACAUCGAGUUUAAAAGCUAGUUAUGAGGCGUUUAAGAACAAUGACUUUCAGCUGGGAAAAGAGUUUUCCAUGCCCAGAGAAACAGCUGGCUACUCAUCAUCGUCGGCGCUCAUGACAACGUUAACCCAGAACGCCAGCGCCUCGGCUGCAGACUCACGCAGUGGCCGAAAAAGCAAAAACAACACCAAGUCUUCAAGCCAACAGUCCUCUUCUUCCUCUUCCUCCUCUUCCUUGUCAUCGUGUUCGUCAUCUUCAACCGUCGUGCAAGAAGUCUCUCAACAAACAACAGUAGUACCAGAAUCUGAUUCAAAUAGUCAGGUUGACUGGACUUAUGAUCCCAAUGAGCCUCGAUACUGCAUCUGCAAUCAGGUAUCUUAUGGAGAGAUGGUGGGGUGUGAUAACCAAGAUUGUCCAAUAGAGUGGUUCCACUAUGGGUGUGUGGGACUGACAGAAGCACCAAAAGGAAAAUGGUACUGUCCACAGUGCACUGCUGCGAUGAAGAGAAGAGGCAGUCGACACAAAUAAAGGCGUCCUCUCAUUGAAGGAGGAACGACCCUCCCUCAGCAUUUUAUAUAGGACUCUAAGAAACAAAAGAGAGAAGAAACAACUCACUUUCAGGCAACCACUUAAAGGAUUUUCAUAGACAAUCCUAUAAGAUCUUGAACUUGAAUUUUAUGAGUUGUAUUUUAAUAAUGUAAGUAAAUUAUUUAUGCACUCCUGGUGUGCUAUGAAUAUUAUUCCAGUUAGCCUUGGAUUAUUUCUGUGGCCAACAUAUGCAGACAUUUGUACUCCUCAACCAUUUUCUCAAAGUAAUGGGCAUUCUAUAAUUUAGACUUCAAAGAAUUCCAACGAUGAAGAUUUUAAGAAAAGUAUUUUAUAUUGACAGGUAUAUUCUGCUGCAUGUACUGUACUCCAGAGCUGUAUGUAACACUGUACAUAAAGGGUUGCAAAAAAAAAAAUCCUAAAGAGGAUUUAAGAUAAUGGUUUUUAAUGCCUUUAUAAUAAGCUUUGUUUCUUUGUGAAACUCAUUCAGCAGGCUGAAAGAAAUGGUUCAUGUGAUGAAGUGGGCUGGUGUCCUCUAGAGUACCUGGGUACAUAAACAGAAACUCCUGUAGGUAAAAGCUGAUUCGUGCCAUUAGUCUUUCUAUGUUUCUGCAUCCAGAUAGAGUGCAGCUCAAAAGG